CUGUUUCCUUUCUUUCAUGACCUCUCUAUUCGUGUAGAAAGAAAGUAUUGCAAUGGCGCCCACUCCCUCCACGUCUCAGAUACGAGUCAGCCACAUUUUACUUUUUGUAUCGUUCUUUGCUGUACAAGUGGUAGCUUUCCUGAAUGCCACUGAAAGUGCAAAGCAGUUGGUUAGUUUCUAUUGAAUUUUCAAAUAUCAUGUAACUCAUUGUAGGUAGAUACUGGAAAAUGAUCGAUUACAUGCCGCAGUCAACAAAUCCACAGGUACCAUUUACCGUCUGUCACUCGAUGGUCAAGAUCUUCUGGGAACUCUUAAUUAUGUGACACCCGUCCCAGGAGGAGCAACUGGCUCUGGAAAUAGUGGUAUUGGUCCAUAUUUGGAUUGCUACUGUACCCCAUCAGGUUUCUACACCCCUGGGUCAAUUGCCCCGAAAUAUCAGCUUAUCCAUGGGAUUGAUUCCACCAACACUGCGUAUGGAGGUGUGGUAAUGAGUGAAGUUUAUCCUGCAACUGGGCAACUACUGGAGCAAUAUUGGUUCUUGAGGGAUGGAGAAACCGGAUUACAUACUUUCUCCAGACUGGCGUAUUAUAAUGAGACGACUCCCUUUCUGAGGAAUUUGCAGGAAUUUCGGACGCUGUUUCGUCCUAAUACACCGCUUUGGACGCAUUUGAUUACGAAUGAAGAACAAUAUGCUCCUUUGCCCUCGAAGGAGGCGGUCAGUAAACAGGUUACGGUUCAAGAUGCUACUUGGUAUCUUGGGAAUACGCCGGAUGACGAAUAUGUGAAGCAACAAUCAGGUGAGGACAUCCCUUGAAUUUCACCCUGAGCCCUGCUCUUACUCCUACUCCCUCAAUACACACGAAGAAUUCUACUGACUCUGUGACAUUGUUCUAUUAGAUUACUUCACAAAGUAUACUUUUCAAGAUACGUGGAGAGAUCAUGAUGUCCACGGAUUGUAUUCAGAUGGAAGUACUAGUCAAGAUAAUUCUACGUUCGGGUCUUGGCUUGUAAUGAAUACUAAGGAUACUUAUUUUGGUGGCCCACUUCAUUCGGAUUUGGCUGUUGAUGGUAUUGUAUACAAUUACAUUGGUAUGAAGACUUCCUCAAGAACUUCUAUAUGAUCUAAUACUUUCAACUCUCAAGUCUCAAAUCAUCACGGUGACGGAACUCCCAACAUUACAAAUGGAUUUGACCGUACCUUUGGACCAGUAAGCUAAAUCAUAUCUGAGAGAAUAUCAUAUCUGAUUUCAUUUCAAGCAAUAUUACUACUUCAACAAAGGCUCGCCUACAACAUCCAUGGAAGAACUCCGCCAAGAUGCAAGACAAUUCUACUCCCCAACUUGGAAUACCGAGUUCUACGAUUCAAUCGCACAAUACAUACCAAACUACGUCCCAUCCUCAGGAAGAACAACCUGGAAAGCUCACGUCGAUCUACCCUCGUGCGCGAUCAAGCCCCUCGCAGUUCUCGCUCAAAACGGUACUGUACCUCCACCCCAAUUCCAACCCCCAAUUUCAAUCCCCAAACCUAACCAAACCAGGCGUCGACUUCCAAGACAACACUCUCGACACAAAAGCCUACCAAUACUGGGCCGAAAUUGACCCCACCACCGGCCUCGUCACCAUCCCCUCCGUCAAGGCAGGAACCUACCGUCUAACAAUCUACGCCGAUGGCAUCUUCGGACAGUACAUCAAAGACGACAUCGUCAUCAUCGCAGGAGAAACGCACACCACCCACGCCCGCUGGCGCGAAGAAACAUCCGGGCAGGAAAUCUGGCGCAUCGGCGUCCCUGACAAAAGUAGCGGGGAAUACCGACACGGGUAUGAACGCGAGGAGUCGAAAGUCCUAAAACCAGCCCAGUACCGUAACUACUGGGCCGUUCAUGAUUUCCCGACUGACUUUCCCGAUGGCGUGACUUUCACCGUUGGCGAGAGUGAUGUUGGGAAGGAUUGGAAUUACGUGCAUUGGAGUACGUUUGGGGGGUAUGCGAACUCGCUACGCAGGGAGCCGUGGUGGGAGAAUGUUAAUAAUUGGACGGUGCUUUGGGAUAUGGAUGAGGGGAUGGUGGAGAGGAAGAGGGAGGCGACAUUGACGGUGCAGCUUGCGGGGGCGAAGACGGCGGCGGGGAAUACGGAUGUGUUUAAUGCUUCGGAACCCCAUGCGAAUUUGGAGUUUGUUGUGGUUGUUAAUGGGCAUAAGUUGGUCCCUUGGGUUAUUCCGUAUGUUUCUUCUCCCUUCGUCUCUUUUUCUUCCUCUUGUUUUACUCCCGCUCUCAUACUCCCUCUCCCACAGUGUUAUAACAACAGCUGACGUCUUGCCCAUGCGCUAGAUACUACCACAGCUCCUCCUGCGCCGUAAGAUCCGCAGUCAUCUGCUACAACAUCGCGCAUAAAUUCUCUUUCGAUCCGUCCUUUCUGGUGCAAGGCACGAAUGAGAUGGUGUUGAGUUUGCCGGCUAAUGCGACGGAUUAUGAGAGUGCGGUUCUGUCGCAGAGUGUUUAUGUUCAGUAUGAUGCGUUGAGGUUGGAGGUUGUUUGAUGUUGAUGGUGUUUGGUAUACUUGGCUUGUUAUGGCAUCUAUGAGUACUGGAAUAUGGGAUAAGAAAGGUAAUAGGGGGAGAGAAUAUACGUGGG
Molecule: messenger RNA, 2630 nt
Organism: Hymenoscyphus albidus
Lineage: Eukaryota; Fungi; Ascomycota; Leotiomycetes; Helotiales; Helotiaceae
Source: the annotation of a GenBank genome assembly